UGGUAGUGUUUUUUCGGUAUAAUUGCGCAAGCGAGCGCGGGGGACAGCAUGGCGCGAGGGAAGGCUUCUGUUCAUGCGCGGUCCUCGGCUCGAUCGGGCCGCCGCCGCCGCCGCGCCGCGGUCCGUGUGGCGGCCGGCUCGGAAAUGUUGAUGCUAAAUAAAACUGCUAGCUGGUUGGGACGAUGCCAUGCGUUCUAAUUUUCACGAAGGCACGGUCGCUCGUGGACGUGGUGGCCCGGGGUCUGCCGCGUCGUUGGAGGCGGAUGCGAUAGUCUUGCGAGGCUGUCCGGCUGUUACUUGUUCUCAUCUCCACGAAAGUCGCGAGAACGAGGAUCAGGGGAUCGAGGAAAAUCAAUCGGUAGGCCGUUUUUUUCUGAUCGCGAACGAGGAUCGGGUUGCGGUUGAUCGUAAACCAGUGCUAGCUCUGUCAGAGUUUCUUCCAUGCGAACGCUCCGGUGACAUGGCUUCCGCCCUUCUGGGCAAGUGUGUCGGCUUACUAGCGCUGCUACUUCUCCUCUACAGCUGUUGCUAUGCCUUCAGGAUCCGCGAGCACGCCGGUCAAACGGCCCUCACGUCCGCGGAGCAAACGCGUCACACCGCUUGCGCUUCCAUGUUUGGCAGAUGCCAGCAGAAGACGACCGCGACAACGUCGACUGCACGAAAGUGGCACGAUACGUCAGCAUCCUCGCGGCUCGCCACCACUCGCAAACCACCUGUCGAGGUGACGUCGACCCACGAUGACCACGAUGACGACGAUGACGACGAUACAGGGACAGAGGGGGUACGCUCGAGGGUGGAAAGAACCGGACGUGCGACCGAUCGGCUCGCCGGUGAUUCCGCGGGAAACGGCGCUCGAGUCGAUGACCAGGAUGAUGAUGAAGAGGAGGAGGUGAUUGUGGAGGUGGAGGAAGACACUGACGAGGAUGUCGCGAGCGAUGAACAAGUAGCAGAGGAUUCUGGUGAUGAUGAUGAUGAUGAUGAUGAUGAUGAUGAAGACGAAGAUGAAGACGAAGAUGAUGAAGACGAAGACGAAGAUGAAGAAGAAAUAGCCCCUACUCCUCCACCGAGGAAACUAGAGAAAGUCAGACACGCGGACAAAGAUAAGAUUAAGUCUGCAGAAACCGUACCACCAGCCCCUGUUUUAGAGAAACCGAAGGUUCGAAGCAAAGAAUCAUCCGAGACAGCAAAGAAACCCGAAGAAACCGCAAAGAAACCUGAAGAACCAGCAAAGAAACCUAAAGAAUCAGUAAAGAAACCUGAAGAACCAGCAAAGAAACCUGACAGCCCGAAAAUAUCAAUCGAAAUCCCGAAGAAAGUCGAAUCCGCCAAGAUAACGAAACCUGAAGCCGAAUCAAAAGCUAAGACAACGAAGCAGUCGGAGGAAAAGGCGAAGGUUCCUGUAAAAUCGGUGCCGAAAGCACAAGAACCAGCAAAGAAAGAAGAAGAAGGAAAAGUGAAAAGCGUAACGACUAAACCCGCGGGAGUUAAACGAUCCGAUAAAGAUGAGUCAAAAUCAAAAACGAAAACGCGGGUGCAAGCACCUCUUACCUUGGCUCAAUUGAACGAUGCGAUUCUACGAGUGCCGACCUUCCUGCCAAAUUUCACGGGCAUCGAAGAUUUCGAGUGUCAGCAGCACGGCAAGAUCUUCCUGCGACAGUUAAGGGGUUAUAAAUUAUGGGCCCUGCAAAUGUUAGAUUCGAGUGCAAAAAUCCCAUCGGGAUUGUUGAGGGGAAACGUCAACCAGCUUGGAGAUUUUGACGAGUGUUUGGGGAUAAUGGCACACGUGAAAUUGGACGACAAGACCAUAAAGGUGCAGGGCAAAUAUUGUUUGGCCAGUAUAGAUUUGUACCCGGCUCGUCCGGACAUGAAGCUUCCGGUUAAUAUGAUGCAGGCUCGUGCUUUUGUACGAGGAAGCAUGCAUGACUCUGGCCAUUUUAUUCCAAAAUUCACAACAGUGAACUGGGCAUUGUGUCUCCCAGCAGCAUGUACCGCGGAAGAUGCACAAGUCGUGCUGGAACAAGCAUUGAGCGAGUACAAUUCUACCAUAGGAAUUAAAUUCACUGUGGACGUUGAUCCUAACAUGUGUUACGUCAAACAGAAGUUACGAAGUUAUUCGAAAGAAACGAUUGGCGUUUUAUACUUUUAUGCAAUGGUGAUUUGUCUGGUCAUCGUAGCAACUGUGAGAGACUAUUUAGUGAUAUCAGAAGGAAAAGGGAAUUAUUCAGAGAGAAUAAUAAUGUCCUUUUCCUUACGAAGAACUAUAAAAUCUUUAUUGAGAAAAGAAUCGAACGAAACAGAAAUCACGUGCAUUCACGGGAUAAGAACGCUCGUAACGAUCAUCCUUUAUAUUGCUCAUCAACUUAUACCGAUUGCAAGGUUACCAUUGUCUAAUCGAAUUGAACUUACGGAGGUGGCGAAUAAUCCAAUUAGCUCUAUCUUAAGGGUGUCAAUGGUUUAUACCGACUCCUUUUUAUUACUCAGCGGUGUUUUAACUGCUUACAAUAUGGCGCAUGAAUUUAAAGUGCGCGGUGAAAUCCGCUGGUUUUGUCGCUUUAUCGCAAGAUAUAUUAGACUCACUCCAGCGUUACUAGCCGUGGUGUUUUGGUAUGCGUUCGUAAUGGAACACACGGGAUCGGGACCACAAUGGAACAGCAUCAUACUGCCAAACGCCGAGCUUUGUAAGAGCAACGCGUGGACGAAUUUACUGUAUAUACAAAAUUUCUUUCCUUUCGAAGAAAUGUGUGCUACUCAUACACAUCAGUUGGCAUUGGAUAUGCAACUGUCGUUGUUAGCCCCAAUGUUGGUAUUUUUCUUAGAAUUUAAGCCGAUAGUCGGAACUAUUUUGAUGUUCUUCUUCAUCUUAUUAUCAGCCACGCUUCGUUAUGUAGCGACGAUGAAUAAUUAUCUUUCUCUCGUGAUUUUUCACGGAAUGUCGUUGAAGCAUCUUUACAGAACCGCAAAUUUAAUUUAUGCAUUACCAUUGCAUAGAGCUACACCAUACGUGUUUGGCGUAACUCUUGGUGUGCUGCUACGUAAUACCGGAAAAGACGUCAGGAUCCACAAAGUGUUGGUGAUCUUGGGAUGGUUAAUCGCGAUGGCCUUGGGAUCGUGGUCGUUAUUUUCACCCUGGCACUUGGCCAGGAGGGACUACGUGUACGAUGCUGAAGAAGCAACCCAUUACGCUGUAAUCAGUCCAGUCGUGUGGGCUCUGGCUUUGUGUUGGCUCAUAUUUGCAUGCUACACGAAUCAUGGAGGUCCAAUAAACAGAUUCCUUUCGAGCCAGUGGUUGGUGAUCUUCAGCAGAAUAUCGUACGCAGUCUAUUUGACGCAAUUCACAGUAUUUUUCUACAAGGUUGGGACCACCAGAUACUCCAGCGAGUUUCAACUUCAUAGAGCCUUCGACUCAGUGGAAGCAACCACGGUCGUAGCCGUAUCGGUAGUCGUCACCCUGUUCUUCGACAUCCCGAUGCAAGAGAUAAAGAACGUGGUAAUGGAAAGUACCGACGUCCUGGCAACGGAAGUCUCCUCCAAAGAUCCGUCCACUGUUCCAAAUGAAGAGAAGAAGUCAGCGAAGCUGGCGACAGAGGAGAAGAAGGUGUUCGAAGAGGACGAGGUGUCCUCGACAGGGUGGGACUGGCAGAGAGACAUAGUGGACGGUGGUGUAAAGUACAGCGCCGAUGCGUUGGAAGACGAAGAGCGAGUGGACAUGCCAUUCCUGAAGAAACCAGUUGCCCGAAGGAGAUCGUUCAUAGGUCAGGAUUCGUCAGGGCCGGAGGAGGGUAUCCCAGCGUGGGAGUGGAUCAAGGAAUCGAACAAAAGAUUAUCCAGGGAAGAGGAGGAGGAGGAGUAUCGAAGAAGAGGAAGACGUAGCAGAAGCAGUCAAAGGGAUUAUCAGGAGGAGGGAAGGGAUGCGUUGGAUCUUUCGAGGAUGCAACAGGAGCGAGAAGAAGCUAUCAAGCGAGGCAGACGCUCGCUCUCGAGGAGUCUCGACGCUAAGAGAUUGUCAACACGUGAGAGCGAGGGAGAUGAGGAGGGCGAGGAGGAGGAGGAGGAGGAUCCAAGACGUUACAGAGGAAGAUCCGAAUCCAGAGGGAGAUCCGUGAUUAGGGAAUCGGACGAUUAUCGUUCGUGGGAGUUGGUCGGUAAGGAACGUUCAUCCUCGGCAGGUCCGGACUCUAAAAGGCUCUUCAGCAAAUCGGAGGAACGCGAACCUGCGCAAAGACAAACAAGAGCCCAUCCUCCGCACGGCAGGCGAACCUUCUCCUCGGAGAGCGAGGACGAGCUUUCCUCGCAGCGUAGGAAAAUUGAGAAAAGACAUCCACCGGCGGAGCCGAGGAUAAGCGACGAGGAGGAUUGGGAGGGCGAGCUGAGGAUACGUAGGAAACAGUUUAUGGAGAAGCUCGCGACGCAGCAGCGGACCGGCGACUACUACGACGAGGAAGAUUUCGCUUCUCUGAGAAGGAGAUCAUCGGCGGAGGGGAAGAUAGCCUUGCUGAAGGAUCCUUCGGCGAACGACAACAUGGAUUCGUGGACGAUCAGCGUGGGCUCGCGAGUGGCGCAGCUCGGUUCGUCCCAGGAACGAAGCGAGCCUGAAGAGGAUAUUUAUACACGACGAAGGGAGUACCGCGAGAGUGCUCCACCACCCAGAGAGGACAUCCAGAGCGAGGAAGACACUUGGGACGAGUCGCGAAGAAUAUCGUACACCAGCAGCAGUCAGAUAACCUCGGUAGAAGAGGACGAGGACCUCUUCGUCCUGACUAAAGAAAGCAAGAGGAUAUCGGUGCAGGACCUGUCCAACCUGUCCCCGGACGACCCUGACUUGGCAGACUCAGGGUGGAACGUGGUGAAGAACGAGAACGAAGGUGCGCCCAAGUCUGGCUCCAUGGGGCUGUUCAAAAGGGAGUCCAUCGUAAAGAGCCAGGCCAGUGAGGAGGAUCCGGAGUACCUCCUCCCGGAGAGGCCCAAGUUGGUCCAGCAGGAACGGGAGCAUCCUUUCAAGAAAGCUUGGCAGAUGCAGAAGUCCAGAUCGGAGGAAGACGGUUCUGCCUAUAUUAUUAAAGAGUCCAAGGAGGCGAAAUUGAAGAUGGAAGACACUCCAGAGCUGAAGAAAGUACACAGCGGGGAACAAUACGAAGACAUAGGCUCGUUCGCUGAUGACGAAUCCGAGUCUAUCAGUUUAGCGCGUAGCAGAAGUACCGAUACUGAAGAGAACACCAGGACCAGCUCGAAAUCUGAAGAAACAGAGUCAACGGAGCGGAGCGACAGCACGAGCAUCGAGGGUAACAAAGCUAAUUCGAGAUCAUCGGACGUGGAUGAGGACACUCUGAGAUUUAAUUGGCCGUCUGAGGAGGAACGGUUGGAUGUUUAUAAAACAGUAGCGAGGAGCAAAUCGGAGGAGGUGGAGUGGAGCUGGGAACGGGAGCAGACUUGACGAGAAAUAGAUAAUAAACGUAAAUAUAACGAGCUGAAUUAUUCGACGGGGAAAAAGAAAUUGUUCGGGAUCGUUGAGGAUGACGCAGAUCCUGGGAGAGACGACGAUCGAUACGUGUAUUUGUAUUGUCUUUUGAAAUAUACUGUCUGUUUAAAAUAAACGUAGACACUGUUGUUUUA
This is a messenger RNA of Osmia lignaria (orchard mason bee), 5610 nucleotides long. RefSeq lists its product as uncharacterized. The record is from RefSeq and is a predicted model, not a curated record. Gene Ontology annotation, molecular function: acyltransferase activity, transferring groups other than amino-acyl groups. Lineage: Eukaryota; Metazoa; Arthropoda; Insecta; Hymenoptera; Megachilidae.